ACGGCGCGACGGGUCGGAAAUCACUAUGGAACGCCAGCGGGCCGCUGUCUGCUCUUGGGCGCUGGCCGCGCUCUGCGUGAUUGUCUCUGGCCAGGCAGUAGCACCAAGUCUGGACGAGCCGCGGGCGGACGGCGCCGCCGCCGCGCUCUUCAGCGCAGGGUUCCCGACCACCAUCACCCAGUUCCAGUGUCCGCCCGGCUGGUGGCUGAUCGUACGCAAGUGCGAAGACAUCAACGAAUGCAGCGGGCAGCAGCAGCCGUGCCCGGGCCUACACACGGUCUGCCGCAACACGCCCGGCAGCUACCGGUGCCAGUGCCGCCGCGGUCACAUCGGCGACCCCUACUCGUUCGCCGGCUGCCUGCCAGAUACUGGAAUAUGUGCGGAGCCGACCACUCCCACACGUCGGGUGGACACGACGACAAAACCAACAACCACCGAUGAUCCGGCUGGAAAUCCUACAACGGAACCUACUUUAACGGAAUCCACCACAACGGGACCUACCUUAACGGAACCCCCCACAACGACACCCACCGUAACGGGACCCCAAACAGCGGAACCCACCACAACGGAGCCCACCACAACGCAACCCACCACGACGGAGCCGACCACGACGCAACCAACCACGACGGAGCCGACCACGACGCAACCAACUACGACGGAACCGACCACGACGGAGCCGACCACGACGGAACCCACUACGACGGAGCCCACUACGACGGAACCGACCACGACGGAACCGACCACGACGGAACCCACCACGACAGAACCAAUCACGACCGGAUCUACAACGGCCCCCACCACGCCUAUGAACGACCCGACCACAAUACCUACCACUGAUCGCACAUUGAUAAUCGUCACGUCUGAAGCUACCACCCAGGGAACAACCACCGAAUCUACUAAACCCACUAAACCCACUGGAGCCGCAGGUGAUGUCACCACGGGUGACACUGACCUUCCAUUCCCUAGCAGUUUUAUCACCACAGUGAAAGUUCAAACAACCACCAGGCCAGCCAUCCCGCCGGGCUACUCGCGCUGCCUGUCGGCGGGCAUCAACACCGGCUCCUUCCUCCGGCUGGUGACGCAGCCGACGCUGCCGUGGGCCGAGGCGGCGGUUGUCUGCCGCGCCCACCACCCCGACUCCCGGCUCGUCAAGAUCACCGACGCCUCCCUCAACCGGUGCAUGCAGACGUGGCUGCAGUUCCAGAGGAACACCUACCACGCGUGGAUCGGCCUGAGGCUAGUCGGAGGAGAGUUUCGCUGGCCGGAUGGCACGACCGCGGCCGGCUUGUUCGAGGCAUGGGGCCGCAACCAGCCGCUCCAGCAGGCCACGCAGCAGUGCGUGCGCAUCUACAGCUUCAACGGCUUCUGGGAGACCGCCGACUGCGACAGCGAGCUGGCCUUCUUCUGCGAAAUCCCCGCCUGAGACGGUGGCGGUGGCGGAGGCGACGGUCCGCUGACUGCCAGUUACGACAGCGACGGUCCGCCGACUGCCAGUUACGACAGCGACGGUCCACCGGCUGCCAGUUACGACAGCGACGGUCCGCCGACUGCCAGUUACGACAGCGAUGGUCCGCCGACUGCCAGUUACGACAGCGACGGUCUACCGGCUGCCAGUUACGACAGCGACGGUCCACCGGCCGCCAGUUACGACAGCGACGGUCCGCUGACUGCCAGUUACGACGGCGUGGUGGCGCCGGGGGGCCAGGCCUGGCGUCAG
Pollicipes pollicipes is the source of this 1717-nucleotide messenger RNA. RefSeq names its product flocculation protein FLO11. Gene Ontology annotation, molecular function: calcium ion binding. The record is from RefSeq and is a predicted model, not a curated record. The coding region runs from base 26 to 1423 and encodes 465 amino acids. Lineage: Eukaryota; Metazoa; Arthropoda; Thecostraca; Pollicipedomorpha; Pollicipedidae. The transcript is spliced from 8 exons.